GGGCGUAUAAGUACGGACCGAAUGUCAAGGUUCCUUCACCUUUCUCACUGCCACAACCUCUCGUAGCGAUCGCUUGACCAUACAACAUGCCCGCAGGAUUCGAAUCCAUUGCUGUCGCAGGAGCACAGAGCAGCAUCGGCAAGGCCGCCGUCAACGCCCUCGCAACCACCCCUGGUGUCUCCGUGCUUGUCCUCACCCGCAAGACCACGCCGCGCCCGGACUGGCUUCCCCAAGGCGUCGCCCACGCUGGCAUAAACUACGAUGACGUCGACGGAACCGCCAAGGUCCUCCGCGAGUACAAGGUCGAGGUGGUCGUCUCUGCGGUGACCACGACCGCCGUGCCACAGCAGAUUCCGCUCGCCAACGCGGCGAAGGCGGCUGGGGUGCAGCUGUUUGUGCCAAGCGAGUUCGGGACGAUCACCAAGGGUUGGAAGAAGGGCGAGGUGCCUCCGUACCUGGCGCCGAAGGUUGAGGUUGCUGACCAUCUCGAGUCCAUCAGACUGCCGUCCUUGCGCAUCUUCACGGGCAGCUUCAUCGAGUUCAUUACGACGCUCGUCGGCUACAACGUCAACAAGAAGGUCAACGUCAUAAAGACGCUCUCCGGAAACACGCCCUUCUCCGCCACUACUACCUCUGAUAUCGGAGGUUACGUUGCACACGUCGUGACCCACUACCCUCUGCCCGAGCUUGCCAACAAGGCCCUUCGGAUCGAGGGCGAGGAGCUCACCCUCAACGGACUCGGCGCCAUCCUCAACGCGCCGGUCGAGAAAGUUGACGAAGUCCCGGUACCUGAGGGCGGCCUACCCGCGUACAUCCUUACGGCGCUGCAGACCGUCAUCGAGCAAGGGCUCCUGAACAAGAACAAGAAGUUCGAGGAGGGUGAUGGUGCCGGAGGGGCCAACCACCUAUGGGAGGGUCAUCACUGGACGACGCUGAAGGAAUUCUUGAAGUUUUGAAGUGGGAACAUCGUUAGCAAGCGCGUUAGUGUAUCAUUGUGAUCAGUAGCAUCGCCAAGGACGAUUUUGUUGAUUAUGCCUCAUGCACGAAUAGAGCCAAAGUCCACGCGGCCUCUGCCGCAACGAACGAACGC
Schizophyllum commune H4-8 is the source of this 1090-nucleotide messenger RNA. RefSeq names its product NAD(P)-binding protein. The transcript is spliced from 4 exons. Bases 87 to 956 code for a protein of 289 amino acids. The record is from RefSeq and is a predicted model, not a curated record. NCBI's taxonomy places the organism in Eukaryota, Fungi, Basidiomycota, Agaricomycetes, Agaricales, Schizophyllaceae.